Molecule: messenger RNA, 2154 nt
Organism: Magnusiomyces paraingens
Lineage: Eukaryota; Fungi; Ascomycota; Dipodascomycetes; Dipodascales; Dipodascaceae
Exons: 1
Coding region: 1-2154 (717 amino acids)
Source: RefSeq, a predicted model, not a curated record
AUGACUCGAAUAACUAGAUCUAAAAUCAAGAGCAACCCCGAUCUUGAGAACAGCUUGACCCCUCCUCUUUUGCCUUUUACAAGAAAAAGAAGAAGAAGAAAUGAGAUAGAAUCCUCAGCGACUCAAACCUCUGAUACUGUUGGUUCUUUGGCUUCUACUCAAAUUCCUGCCACUCCAGCCUCCAUUUCUUCUUCUGGUCCUACUAAAAUUCCUAUUACUCCAACUUCUAAUGCGGAAUCUAGUACUGAAUCGCUGCCUACCAAAAAUUUGGGAUUUAUAGAUUUGACGGGUGAUAUGAAUGUCAGAAAAGCUACUUCGUUAAAUCUAAAUAUGCCGCACUCUUUGCAGCAGUCUUUGGGAAAAGCUGUUUUUAUUGAAAUGCCCACGGGUACCCCCUUCCUUUCGGAGCUCAGCCUAAACGACAUGGUAGAUGUUGCUGGUGAUAAACUUACAAAUUUCAGCAUUUUGUGGGUUUUUGCAGCUUGUAUAGCUCUUGAGAAAAAGAAAAAUCCGUCUAACAUGGAGCUAUUUUUUAAUAAAAAUUGUAUUGUCUCCUCUAAUGCUAAUGACUCCCUUCUAUACUUUUUCCCUUCUUUUUCUUAUACAAACAACAACAAUGAUUUUGGGACAUAUCUCGGGAACACGUUUCAGCAAUCUUCAUGGUUUAAAUCUUUUCGAACUGGAAAUUCCAAUCAAGAGUUUGGUUUAUUUCUUCCGAUUAAUUACAUUGAGCACUGGUCUCUGGUUUUUGUUUAUUGUCGUCCAAUUGAUAGCUGCUUUAAGGUUUUUGUAAUUGAUUCCUUAUAUUCAUCUCAGGAAUCAUUUUUUGAAAAAGCUUCUCAAAAGAGCCAACAUUUUGAUUUAGAAGCUUUUAUAUCUAAUCUUAAUUUGCUUCGACAAAACCUUUACCCUUCUAGCGAUUUCACUACUGAUACUGCAUCACCAUCAAAGCUUUUAUGUUUUGAGGAUCUGAAGUUUAAAAAGCUACAUGUACAAAAUGAUGAUAGAAGCUGCGGUGUACAAAUGGCUUUAAAUGCGACGUGCAUAUGUGGGGCUUAUUUAUCAUCUGAUGGUAUUUUAACUUGGCUACAAAGUGAACCCUCAUUACCACAGUACUAUGGUGACGAUUUGCUAGAAUUUCGAGUCCUUAUUGGAUACGAGAUAGCUAAAAAUCCUUCUCUUAUGCCAUUCCCGGGAAAAAAGAAUACAAGAAAUACUUCCGUUAAUUAUUUGGGUGAAUUGGAGUUAACCAGUGAAUUCAAAAAUUAUUUUACUACGACUUAUGAGGAAGCUUCGGCAGCUCAUUUUGUGAGGAGAAAUGUAUUAAUGUUUUUUGACAGAUUGAACCAUCAAAAAAAUGAGCGAGUACGAUCUAACUACAAUAUUCAUGCUGAAGUAUCACCUAGUACUGAAUCUUGUCCUUAUUGGCCUGACAGGUUCAAAUUUGAAACAGCAUUGAUUAAUUUAGAUUACUUUAAUCUUUAUCCGAAUCUUUCCAACAUCAUUCAAGAAGGAAAAAAAGAGGAGGAAAACAUGUGGAGAGAAAUUGUGAAUAAAGAGCUACACAUUCCUUCUUUUGAGUUGAUUUGUGAUUUUAUUGAACGUCCCAGUAAAGAUAAUUAUCUGGCCAUUUAUGACCAUUGUAUCAAUCUUAUUCCAGAGGAGAGUUUUUCUUUGAAUUUUCCAAAAGGUAUUGAUCCCUUCUCAAUAAAAAUGCUGCUUUCUUAUCUUCCUAGAGCAUUUUCCGAUUAUAAAAUCACUCGUGAAGCAGGGCGCUAUAAAAAGCAAAUUCUACUUGUGAAAAAAAGAAAUCAUUUAGAGAACAGCUCAGUUAACCACAGCUCUUUUUUGGAAAAAAAAACUAAAGGCAAGCCAAAUACUCAAAUAUUGGUUCCAUCUCAUAUGAUAUCGAUCUUACAAGACUAUUCUAAAAAGGGUGAAAUUAAAGGUGCAGCUCAGUCAUGGGACACAUUUAUUGCUACCAGACUUAACAAAGAGUAUUACCAUUUUUCUAAAAAGCUAGUUCGCUACAUUUUUUCAAACAGAAGUCUUAACCAAAUAAACGAUGAAACGACAUCAAGUUCUUCUUCUUCAUCUUUUAAUUCGGAAUUAGAAACCGUUGUGGGAACAACCGAGGAAAACACCACAAUUUAA